AUGAGGGAAGGGUUGAGGUCAAGUAGUUCGAAGAAGGAGGAUGAUAAGGUUGGUUUAGAAUACAGUGUUGGUAAUUUCAGAAGGGUUAAAAUUCCUGAUUUGAAUUUAGAGGAUGACCCGGAUGAUGUUUUGAGCGAGGAAGUGGGGAAAUUAGGCUCUGAAGUGAGCAAGACUGACGGGAAGUCGAAUGGGGUAGUGUGUGAGAAAGAAGGUGCUGGUGAUGAUGAGGUGAAGGGUAUGGAAGUUGAGGAUGGAGGGGAGAUAUACGCGACUCUGGAGUUCGAGUGCAGCCGUGAUGUUGGAGUUGAGGAAGAGGUGGUGGUGGCGGAGGCAGUGGACGGUGGAGAAGGUCAUAUAGGUGAUGUUGAUUUGAGUAUGGAGGUUCGUUCAACUAGGGCAAUCAAUGAUGAAAAGAAAAUUGAUGAAUUUUCUGAGAAUGUAGGUGGAGAGGAGAAGGAAGCAGGAGUGGAGGGGUUAAAAUGUUCUGUUGAUUCUGAUGAUCGGGCUUUGGAGGCAGCUUUAGCUAUUGAUAAGAAUAAGGGUGCGGAAGAUGAUGAAGGGAAGGUGCGUUCUUUGAGUGUGGAGGGGUCUAGAAGUAUAAAUGGUAAUUGUGACGGCGAGACUGAGGAUAUGGAAGAGCAUGUAGAUGCUGAUAAUAAAUUGUCCAAGGAUAUGCAAUCAAAUCUCGAUGCACAAAUGGAAUCUCCUGAGAAGGAAAGUGUUACUGUUGGCAUUAAAUGCAAGUUUGAUGAAGUUGAUGGUAGUGAAGGAUUCAAAAAAGAGGCCAAGCAAGAAAGGGUCCAAGUUGCUGCUAGAGUUUUGAGAUCCAGGGUUGUGCCAGCUAAUGGUUUGGGAGAGGAAAUUGAAGGCAGGAAUAUUGGAUUCUCGCAAAGGAAAAGGAAGAGCAUAACUGAUGGCCAUAAAGAAGCAGCAGUCGUAGUGGAAGAUGAAAGUAGUAGAUCAGCUUUGGAAAAGUCAUGUGGUAUUAGAAAAAGCAAGAGAUCAACUGAUCACCCUGGGGAGGAGUUAGUUGAGCCAAACAAUGCUCGAGUUGUUUCUGAAACUGAGGAUGAAAACGUGAACAAUAAGCUUAUUAUAAGUUCUGAAAGGAAGAGAAAGCGUGGUAGGCCCAAAUUAUCCAGAAAUCACCCUGAAAAAGAGGUGGAUCAGAUUGAUGAAGAAAUCAAGUCUGUUUCUAAAGUUGAUGAGGAGGGUUUGGACAAUAAAUCUGCAAGAAGUUCAAAAAAGAAGAAUGGACGUGGACGGCCUAGGAAAUCUGCAAAUGCCUUUGAAAAUGAGAGAGUCGUUCCUUAUAAGGUUAAAAAUGAAGCUGGGAGGAACAACAAUUCAGCAAGUUCAAAAAAGAAGGAUGGACGUGGACGGCCUAGGAAGUUUGCAAAUUACCUUGAGAAUGAGAAAGCUGCUCCUAUAAAGGUUGAAAAUGAAGGUGGAGACGUAAGCAACAGAUCUGUUGGAAUUUUGACACCGAGGCGCGUAAGUGGAAGGCCAAAGAGAUCCGUUGAUUACUCUGAAGAGCAAAUAGCUCAAAAGAAGAAGAAACUCUCCUUUUCUAAAGUUGAAGAUGAAGCUCCGGCUGAAGUUGAAGACAAGAGUUUAAGUAACAGGUCAGUUAGAAAAUCAAAAAAGAAGGGCAAGCGCGGAAGACCCAAGAAAGAGCCAGAAAUUGAUGCAGUGAAGAUUGUUUGUCAUGAAAAUGGCAAUGGCAAGGUGAAGGGUGACAGGGAUUUAAAAGUUUCUCUUGUAACAGCUCCUGUCAGAAGAAGCAGACGGGACAGUCAUCCUCCUAAAGUAUCAGAGAAGCCUAGUGAUGGAGUACCUCUUGAGAAGGUAGUUCGGUCAGGUAAAAAGGUCAAUUUUGUCGGACUUGAUAAAGACGCAGUUGAAAGAUCUUCAAAAGGCGAAGAAACUCCGUUACCUGAAAACAAUUCACCUGCAAAGCGCAAGAGGGCUGAAAUAGCUGGGCUGGACAAUUGA
Messenger RNA from Chenopodium quinoa (quinoa), 1995 nucleotides. RefSeq lists its product as uncharacterized. The coding region runs from base 1 to 1995 and encodes 664 amino acids. The transcript is spliced from 2 exons. The record is from RefSeq and is a predicted model, not a curated record. Gene Ontology annotation, molecular function: DNA binding. NCBI's taxonomy places the organism in Eukaryota, Viridiplantae, Streptophyta, Magnoliopsida, Caryophyllales, Amaranthaceae.